AUGGUGUUUUACAUUGACUUUUGGAUGUUAAAACCAACCUUGUACUCUUAUAAAAAUCCCAUUUGCUACCUUCCUGUGUAUGCUGAGGUACAGGAGCCCCAUGUGUACCUGCAAAGCAGCCACGUGGAAGUCACGAACCUCUAUGUGGGCGUGCCCACCAAGGCAACUGUUACACUCAUCAACGGCACACUCCUGCCUACCCGAUUCCACUGGGGCACGCUGCUGGGGCGCCAAGCAAGCGUCUGCACGGCAAGGGCCUCCCCCAGACACGGCACGCUGGGCCCCAGUGAGGAGCGCCACAUCAGCCUGGAGCUGGCUACUCACACCCAGGACGAGCUGAGCGAUCUGGCCCUCCCUUGUACCGUGUCAGGCAUGAAGGAGCCACUGGUUCUGGGCAUUUCUGGGAAACCCCAGGGACUGCAGGUGGCUAUUGCCAUCUCUAUGGAGGGCUCUGACAGCAGUGUUCCCAGCACGGAGCUGUGGCCGGGCCGCCUGGAGGAACUCCGCCUUGACUUCGGCUCCAAGGUGCCUCUGAGGACCCACGUGAGCUGCCCUCUCAUCCUGACCAACCGCUCCCCGAUACAGACACCUUUCACCCUCAAGUUUGAGUACUUCGGGAGUCCCCAGGACAGCCUGAACCAGAAACCCAGUGUCCCCGACAUGCCCCCUGCCCUGCUGAAGACAUCGCGGAUUCGAGAACACUUGGCCAGGCGAGAGCAGCUGAAUUUUAUGGAAAGCAUGUUGUCUCAUGGCAAAGGAGCUGCCUUCUUUCCCCACAUUUCCCAGGGCAUGCUGGGGGCCCACCAGCAGCUAAGCAUCGACAUCUCAGGCUACGCGAACAUGUGGGGCGAGUACUGGGACAACCUCAUCUGCACGGUGGGAGACCUGCCACCAACAGUCAUCCCGGUGCAUAUGGCAGUGGUGGGCUGCCCCAUCAGCUCCCGGAGGACCACCUAUUAUACCACUGACCCGUUGCAGAAGGAACCUGUCAUCAGGUUCGGCACCCAGGUCUCUGGAGGAAACACGGUCACCCGGGUCCUUCGCUUGAAUAACUCCAGCCCCUGUGGUGAGAGGCUCAUGAGAGAAGCCGGGGCUUUCCCGACACACUGUGCCACGUGGCGGGCCAGGCUGGGAGGGACGCUGGGGCUGGGGGAAGCUGACGGCCUGUGACUGGGACCCAGGAGUCCAGGUGGCCCGUGGUUGCCGAGGGAGGCCCCUGAGGGCCAAGAUGGGGAGCGACCCGCUGGUUGGGGGUUGUCAGAGAUAGCUGCUUCCAUGCGUGAGGACAGGACACGCCCUUGCCCGCCGCUGGGGCCCCCCAGUGCCACAGGUGCCCUGCUCUUAUCAGGUUCACUCUGCAUAAGAGCAGACACUGGAGGGGGACACCUUUUCUCAUCCCUUCAGCCAGCUCUACCUGAGCGAUAGCCAGGUGCUGGUACAAGCUGCUGGGGAUCCAGAGGGAACAGGACAGCGGGGUCUCUACCGAGAGGCUCCUGUGCUGAUGGGGGUGCAGCCAUCAGGUUGGGUGCAUUGAGGGGGACUGCUGGAGGAUCGCAUGGGUGGGGCGUCCAGGCUGCAUCCAGGAGGGAGGAUGAACCAGCGGGGCCUGGCGAAGCGCCUGGGAAUGGAGAGUGUCCGGGCCACAGGAAGAGCUUUGGUGGGCUGGAGGUGGACCAGGGUUUCAGGCAUCUCAAGGCUGGGCCACGAGGGGCUGAGCCAGUCUUUAGGGGCAGGGCCCAGGCAGCUCCGACUUGAAGCUCCUUGGUGCCUGUGAGGAAUGUGCAGCGGGGGAGUGCCAGUGCUCCAGGUCCCUGCUCCGUCUGUCCGCGGGGUCUGGCCCGUUAGGAAAGGGGCACUGAAUUCGCUGCUCUAAUCGGCUUUUUCAAGAUCUCCUGGC
Messenger RNA from Leptonychotes weddellii (Weddell seal), 1897 nucleotides. The record is from RefSeq and is a predicted model, not a curated record. Lineage: Eukaryota; Metazoa; Chordata; Mammalia; Carnivora; Phocidae.